UCCUCCUCCAUUCAUUUUCAUUCUCAGCUCGUCGUUCGAACUUCUAAUCAAUCUUCUCAGAGCUAUAGCUUGUAGCCUUGAGCUAGCUGCCUUGCUUGCCGAUCGAUUUUCAGGUCAGGAUGGGCAUCCUGGACGCGAUGUCGGACAUGUGCGCGUGCCCGACGGUGCGCACGCGGCGGCACAUCAAGAAGCGGCCGCAGCUGGAGACGGUGGAGAUGAAGGUCCGGAUCGACUGCGAGGGCUGCGAGCGCCGCAUCCGCAAGGCCGUGGACGGCAUCCGCGGGGUCACCGGCGUCGAGGUGCUCCCCAAGCAGAACAAGGUGGCCGUCACCGGGUACAUCGACGACCCGGCCAAGCUGAUGCGGCGGGUGGCGCGCAAGACCGGCAAGAAGGUGGAGCCGUGGCCGUACGUGCCCUACGACGUGGUGCCGCACCCCUACGCCCCCGGCGCCUACGACAAGAAGGCGCCUCCCGGCUACGUCCGGAACGUCGUCGCCGACCCCGACGCCGCGCCGCUCGCCAGGGCCUCCUCCACCGAGGUCAAGUACACCUCCGCCUUCUCAGACGAGAACCCCAACGCGGCAUGCGCCGUCAUGUAGUCGGUGCUCGUGCGUAGCCAUCCUUUAGCCAGGCCUUCCUUCGGCUAAGCUUGUAGUAGGUCCGUGUAAUUUUUGGAGGUCGUCUGUAUAAUUAUUUUGCACGUUGUACUCAACCCACAAAGUGAAAUUGUAAAUUAUAGUACUUGUUUAUUGACUUUACGUAGCUAGUAGUUAGCUUGUUACAGUAGUUUGUGAUUUUGAACCAGGGGAUUCAGUUCCUUGUUUAGUGUAAGAUACUACUAUAUAUUUUAAUGAACUUCACAUGUAUAAUUAUCAAA
This is a messenger RNA of Aegilops tauschii subsp. strangulata, 877 nucleotides long. RefSeq names its product heavy metal-associated isoprenylated plant protein 27. The record is from RefSeq and is a predicted model, not a curated record. Gene Ontology annotation, molecular function: metal ion binding. Lineage: Eukaryota; Viridiplantae; Streptophyta; Magnoliopsida; Poales; Poaceae.